AUGAAGCGGCCUUCUGAAGACAGCAGCUCCCGGGAAAGUGACUCGGACGAACUCAUUGAUGUCGGCUGUGAACACGUGUAUUCAGGUCGUAUAACGGCGUCCUUCAUAAGUUGUGCCUCUCCCUCCACAACGACUCAAGUCAAAGCCCGGAAGAAGCGCAGAGGGAUAAUUGAGAAGAGGCGCAGGGACCGCAUCAACAACAGCCUGUUAGAGUUAAGGAGACUGGUGCCGUCUGCGUUUGAGAAGCAGGGCUCGGCUAAACUGGAGAAAGCAGAGAUCUUACAGAUGACUGUGGACCAUCUCAAGAUGCUCCAGGCUCCUGGAGGAAACGCUUACUUCGAGGCCCAGGCCGUGGCGCUGGACUUCCUGGGGCUGGGUUUUAGGGAGUGUGUGGGGGAGGUGUCCCGGUACCUGGCCUGUGUGGAGGGACUGGACUGUUCGGACCCUCUGCGCUCCAGACUGCUGUCCCACCUUAGCAGCUGCGCCUCCCGCCUGCACCUGCCUCAGCACCACUACCCCCCACCGCGCCCCUACUGGCCCCCGAGACCUGCCCUGUUCGGACUGGUGCCCGUCGAAGCCCCGGGGUGUGUUCCGGUCCUUUCCCCUCACGGCCUCAGCUCGGUGCAGGCUCAGGGCGCGCCACCUGGCCCUUCCCCCGCGGCCUCCACUGGUCACUGCAGGAAACCGUACCGACCGUGGGGCACUGAGGUGGGGGCUUUCUGA
Molecule: messenger RNA, 723 nt
Organism: Knipowitschia caucasica
Lineage: Eukaryota; Metazoa; Chordata; Actinopteri; Gobiiformes; Gobiidae
Source: the annotation of a GenBank genome assembly